Eurytemora carolleeae is the source of this 2280-nucleotide messenger RNA. Its product is annotated as exocyst complex component 5. The record is from RefSeq and is a predicted model, not a curated record. Lineage: Eukaryota; Metazoa; Arthropoda; Copepoda; Calanoida; Temoridae. The coding region runs from base 24 to 1232 and encodes 402 amino acids. The transcript has 15 exons.
AGAAGAUUGAGAUAAAGUAGAAAAUGUACACAAUUUUAGUAUCCUGUAUCCUUCUCCUGUGUGUAUCCAGUGUAUCCUGGAGUUUAUAUAUUGUGGAUACAAGUGAAUCUAAAUAUACAAAGGAGGUUCGAAUAGUAUUUGAAAAUUUGACCUUGGAUGACCAGAACGAAGUUACAAUGUCUCAAGGAUGGAAUUUUACUAGAUGCAGUGUGUUUGACAUAGAACGAUUGAGCAUGAAAGCUCCAAAUCUAGUUUCAGCUUUAAACCUGAGUUCUGAAGCUUGGAAGGAUUUUAGGUUCCUAGAACCUAGAUACACUAUGCUGGGUCUACAUUGGGGUUACAUUUCCAGAAAGUUCAAUAUUCCACAGGACUCCAGUAUGCAAGUGUCCUUUACAAUAUUACUAGAUGGAUUCAAUAGUUCAACUUCUUCGAAUCCUUUUCUAUCAACAAACAUUGAUUUUAAGCUGUCUGUCCUGAACGGCAGCGGGUUAACAAUGGAUUCAGUAUCUCUGAAGGAUUUGAACCCGACAAACCUUGAGUGGAGAUCAUACGAAGCUACUUUUAGAAAAACAAGUUCUUUUUCUGAUCCUUGGAAUGUGGAAUUUGGAUUGUUUAAAGGAUCAGACGAACAAAAUCUUAUUCUUAGUAACGUUUCCGUUUCCUGGCAGCCGCUUAUAGGAUCAAACAUCAGCAGAGAACAGAUUCCAGACUUUACAACGACAACAGCAACAACAACAACAAAGUCCACUACAACAACAACAACUAUUGUUAACAACGUAACAACAAAUGAGAAUGACAUGAAUGGAACUACUGUUAAGUAUCCCCCGGAUAUAAUCGAUGAAACAAAUUCAACAAGUUCAGUAUUAUCUGCAAACACAACAACUCCUUCCAACAGUUCCACAACAUUACCAACUACAACAACAACAUCGCCCAAACCAACAACAACAGCUUUGUACAACUUGACAACAUCUCAGAGCGUGGAUAAUUUCACUGAAUCUAGUGGAAAUGGUACUCAGGAGUCUAUUGUUGAAUCAAAGGAUGAUGAAGGAUCAAUAGGUUAUGCAGGAGAGGUCGUCUUGAUUGUCUUUAUCGUUCUUCUCGGUAUUAUGGUUUUGGUAGUCGUGGCAAAAUAUUAUCAUUUGCAGAAGAAUAUAGGGGACUACAGAGUUAAUCCUUCAGCAGAGUAUCCUAAUCCUUCAUUUAAUCCUCAGGAUUCAUAUAGGGAUCACUAACCUAAUUAGGGAUCAUUAGAAAAUUAGGAAUCACUAAACCAAUAAGGGAUCACUGGGGAUCACUAAACUAAUUAGGGAUCAUUAAACCAAUUAAGGAUUACUAAACAAAUUAGGGGAAAAAUAACCAAACGAGGGAUCAAUUUUUAAAAAUUUUCUUAAAAUAUGUAAUCAAAGAAUUACAGCUGUUAAAACUUUAAAAGUGUCCUUCAGACCUACAAUUGAUAAAAUUAAGAGCAGCAGCUCAACUUUUCCUAUGUGAACGAAAGUAUCGUUGGGCGGAUGCUCUGCAAUUUUUAAAAUAACAUUAUAGUCGACAGUCAACUUUCUAAUUUAUAAUUUAAAGAUAGAAAUGUGAAAAAUUAUUUUAGAAAUAAAUUUUAUUUAUAAUUUUAAGGAAAUUUUUUCAAACAAUUUGCGUGAAAACAUUAUCACUUGAAACAGUUGAACACAACCACAGAAAAGCUUUUUUUCCUUUUUUUCAGAAGAAGUCUAUAAGUGUCAUCAAUAUUCAUUCAGAUUUAUUUUUUCUGUUUUGUGAUUGUUUUUAAUUAAACUAUUGCCGCGCCAUUGCACUAUUAAUUUAUAGAUCUUGAAUACCUGUGUUUGAAAGCAAGGCUUAUUUUUGUAAAGUGUAUAACAACUCCAUAGAUGCAUGUGUGUUAUUGUAAACCUAAAUUAUUAAGUGUAUUCUGUAAAUUAUUGCUUAUUUGUAUUUUGAAAUAGUUACACUAAUAUUAUUUAUUAUGUUAAUUUGUACAAUUAAGAUCAAACAGAUGGAACAUGAUUGUAUAUUUGUUUACAAGAUCGAUUAAAAUAUUUUUAGUAAAUGCAUUUAAUUUGUAAUUUUAAAAAGAUAAUUUCAAAUAAUGGAAUUUUGUCACGUUAUAAGCUGAAAUAAAUGACUUAAAGUGCAUGAGAAUUAAAAUAUUAAAAGACUUCUCCCCCCCCCCCCUCUCUUUAAACAAAUACACAGUUGAAAAUUUACACCGAUAAUUAUAUUACAAUUCAAUAAAGUAUGAUUCAUAAAUAUAUGAACAUAUGUCUGCUA